CGCCGUAGCGCGGCCGGCGGAGCAUGGCGCUGGGCUCGGAGGCGCUGCGGGAGCGGCCGGUGCAGCUGGCGCUGGUGCUGGCCUUCGCCUCGGGCGUGCUGGUGGGCUGGCAGGCCCAGCGCAUGCGCAGGCGCUUCCUGGCCUGGAGGAAGCGGCGGCUGCAGGGGCUGCUGGAGGCCACGCAGAAGAAGCUGGACGUGGCCUGAGCGGGCUGCGGCGGGGCCGUGACCUUGGGCGGCCCCGUCCCGGGCGGAGCGGCGCCCUGGGUCCCGGCCACGCCCCGGGUGCGAUCGGCCCCGCUGGGCCUCACCCGUGUCAGGGCCCGAGCCAGCCUUAUACAGAUGAAAGCUGACAACUGAAUGAAAAUAAAUGGACUCCUGCUGCAUUUGUAUCUAAACACAGUUUAAAAGAUGGACUUUAAAAACAAAUGUUUUGAAAAGCAACCAUAUUCUAAAAAAGAAGGCAUCUGUGGUAUCAUACAAUCUCAUUUGCCCAAACUGACAUCAGUAAAAAUUAUCUUCACAUGUAUCAGAAUAACCUAUCCUCCAAAAUGUUAUGGGGUGAACUUAAUUAAUUCAUAUGUAUUAUGACUGUGCAAACCUGUCACAUUAUGUUUUUAAGGGAUGUUUGUGUCUGUUUUGCUUUGUGAUUCUUAAGGCUCGUCCGGAGCUACAUUUGACCCCUUACAUUGUAAUAAAUUAAACUAAAAAUUAUAUAAUUUAAUUACUUACUAGUAAUUUGUAAUAAAGUAUCUGUUAAGUGGGGAGUGAAAACAUGUAAAGAUUCUGACCUUAAACAUUUUAGAACUUUGAAAGUAUACAACCCAAAAGGGUCGGUCAAAAAGAUUAAGGCAAAAGCAUACUAGUGUACACUGAUAAGAUAAAUUCGUAUAUUAAAUCAAUAAUGCUGGGGUUCUUGUCAGAAUUCUCUAUUUUUGCUGAAUUUCAAUGUCUAGGUCUCUUACCAACUCCAUAACUAAGAAUACAUCAGCCCUUUCUACGCCACGGCAUCACUUCCAGCAAAGAUGCUGGACAUCAUGAAUUAAAAUCCUUGGGACUUCCUUUUUCAUUAAUUUUGCUGGGCCUCAUGCUACAUAUAUGUCAGCCAUCCCUAUCUUGCUGUUACUUCCAUGCAUACGUGCACAGCUUUCCCCUCCAAAAAUAAAUCUCCUAAUCAACACAUAUUUAAAGUGUUUCUAUCUUGUUCUCCUUUUAUGUUAUAGGCAGAUGCCAACCCCACAUUGUGCCAAAAUAGUUAAAAGCUAUGUAGGUUCAGAAUUCAUUCCCUGCCCUUAGCUUUGACUUUAUUAAAAAGCUAAUGCAAAAAGAGGAAAAAGCCCAAACAGAUUCUGCCCAUGCCUUCUUCCCAGGCUUGGCGAGGCUUAGACCAUUGAUUCCCAAACUGUUUACUAAGGUGACCCACCGGCUGCAUUUUGUCUUCUUUUUUGCAACCCACCCUUACAUAUAUGCACCCUCUGUCCUUGCACUGCAAUGUGAAUCCCGGCCCAGUGCAGAGGGGAAGCCGGGGCAAGGGGGGUUGGAGAGCGGCUCUAGUUCUGCGGCACUAGGCUUAGCUCUAGCUCUAGCUCUCUGCUCCAGGUGUUACAACCUGGUACACAGCGUGUCAGCACCACUCAGGUUUGGAGGGCUGCCAGUGGCUCUGCGACCCCAUGUGUCUGGUUGCAAUCCCCAGACUGGGGAGCCAGGCCCAGCCGCCCAGGACAGAAGCCACCACUGUGGGAUGAGUGUGGGACAGCCUCACUCUCCAGUCCCCUCCUCUCUGCACCUGGCUGGUAAAGUGUAUGUUUGCCUAGUUCAAGGCCCAGUGAUGAGUAAACCUGGUCCUGGACACAGUGAUCCAUAUAGAAUCUUCCUGAGACCCACCAUUUGGGAAACACUGGCUUAGAUUCCCCUGAUCAGGGGGCCACUCUCACUUCACUUAUACCCAGAAUUAGUCACAAUGAAUAAAAAGGUUUUUAACUAACAUCUUCUGUCAGAGUUCCCAUGCCUUCUAACAUAGGGGGUCAACGAACCCAGCUGCUGUGUAACAAUGCCAUUCAGAAUCUUGAAAUAUUGACUUACCCAAGUUGGAAAUCUUGUGUCCUUAUAGCUGAGAUGUAGCUUGGUUACAGAAGUUUUUUGUGUAAUGCUGUAUCAGUCUGAUUUAGUGGUGAUAUGGCAUACACUUGUGGGCAUCCUGUGCAAAAUGGAGCUGAGGUCAGGUAUUUUAAUGUCAUUCAUUGCAAGACAUGGUUCAGGUGCUAGCUCAAACUUUGCACUUACUGACAUGUUAAAAUAUAAUUGUACUUAUAUUUAGUAAUAAAAAAAUCCUGGGUGCUUUAA
Messenger RNA from Mauremys mutica (yellowpond turtle), 2342 nucleotides. It is a transcript of the gene MTLN, whose product is annotated as mitoregulin. The record is from RefSeq and is a predicted model, not a curated record. The transcript is spliced from 2 exons. Gene Ontology annotation, cellular component: mitochondrial inner membrane. Bases 24 to 206 code for a protein of 60 amino acids. Gene Ontology annotation, biological process: positive regulation of mitochondrial membrane potential. NCBI's taxonomy places the organism in Eukaryota, Metazoa, Chordata, Testudines, Geoemydidae.